AUGGACAAUUAUGACAUGGCAAACAUCAUUGGCAUGGGUGAUAUCCACAUAAAGACUAACCUUGGCUACAAGUUGGUGCUUAAGGAUGUGAGAUUGCAGGCCAAAGCUUGUGGUGAGCAAUUGAAUGCUACAGAGAAAGACUUAAGUAUAGAGUUGUGGCAUAGGCGACUAGGACACAUGAGUGAGAAGGGGCUGAAUGAUCUUUCCAAGAGAAAGUACUCAUCAAUCAUUAGCGUGACACUACUAAAUUGUUGGGCCAUACCGUGGGUCAUAAUUCUCACUUGGCUUGCAUUGGGGACAAGAAUUUGUGUACUAGUCCUUGGUUUGGUGCUUCUCUCCAAUGCAGGUAUAUCCGGUGGAGGUAAUAUUGGUGAUAUACUUGUUAUUGCAGGGGCAUUUUGUUUUGCAUUCAGCAAUGUUGGUGAGGAAUAUUGUGUUAAGAAGAAAGAUCUAGUCGAAGUACUCACAAUGCAUGGACCCAGGAAAGACCUUGAAUCAGUUAAGUGGUCCGCCACAAUGAUAUCUUUAUUUGUUGGUUUUACAGCAGCAUCACUUCUGUCCUUCUCUAUCAUUCCCUUUGUUUUGAAGCUGAGUGGAGCAACUUUGUUCAAUCUAUCUCUUCUUACAUCCGAUAUAUGGGCAGUGGUCAUUCGCAUUUUCUUUUAUAGUCAACAGGUGGACCGGUUGUAUUAUCUUGCAUUUGGCCUGGUGGAUAUCGGGCUGAUCAUCUACACAGUGAAGUAAUUUAUAUUUUACGCCGAAGUGUCUCAGAAACAAUGCAAAUGCCACAAUGUCAUGCAAAUUGAAAGGCUAUCUUUUACCAGAUUCUAGAACUUGAUUCUGCUUCGUCUAAUAUUCUCUAAAAGCCUUUGUCUAAUAUUCUCUAAAAUGUUCCAGUUAUCACUAAGUCUGAAUCUUUACAGUAUGAACAACUAACCCAUCGACGAAAGUUCAGCAACAUGUAAUGCUGUCUUGGUGACCUGAUUAUGGUGCAGCCACCGACACAGAGCUUAAAUAAGCUGCAGAUGGUCUAAGAAUGCAAGAAAUAAGUGACCGUCUCAGCAUAUCAGGGUUUAGGUACCGGUACAGAGCAUGCAAGAAAUAAGAGACUGUCUCAUCAUAUGUAUCUGAAUUCCUAAUGUAAUCCUAUGUAGUUUUCAUUGAACGAAGUUGCAGCUAAGAUUUGUACUUGGAAGUAUAGCUGUCUUAGCCCAUUUUUAAAUGUGAGAAGGAUUUUGUAUCAUUCUGAUCGACUGAAAACUUCAACCGAGCUAAGCUGGAUGAAGAGUUAAUCUGCUCCAGAAUUAAAUGAUUAAUUGGAUGAUCACUAUUUCCAAAAGAUUAAGCUAUCGGAAAAUAGAUGAGCUCAAAUUUG
Messenger RNA from Musa acuminata AAA Group (dessert banana), 1375 nucleotides. RefSeq lists its product as uncharacterized. Gene Ontology annotation, molecular function: transmembrane transporter activity. The record is from RefSeq and is a predicted model, not a curated record. Gene Ontology annotation, cellular component: membrane. The transcript has 9 exons. Lineage: Eukaryota; Viridiplantae; Streptophyta; Magnoliopsida; Zingiberales; Musaceae. Bases 1 to 744 code for a protein of 247 amino acids. Gene Ontology annotation, biological process: transmembrane transport.